Molecule: messenger RNA, 5515 nt
Organism: Aricia agestis (brown argus)
Lineage: Eukaryota; Metazoa; Arthropoda; Insecta; Lepidoptera; Lycaenidae
Gene: hwt
Product: serine/arginine repetitive matrix protein 1
Exons: 8
Coding region: 259-3792 (1177 amino acids)
Molecular function (GO): phosphotyrosine residue binding
Source: RefSeq, a predicted model, not a curated record
CUCCCGAGAAUAUCAUGUCAAAAAACUUAUUCUCUCCCCACGAACAACCGAAAACAUCUAAACAAUAAUCGUCUGAUCUUGCUUCGAGAACGACCAGUGAUGAUCGAUCGGCCCGGCCGUCUCCGAGUAGCGAAGAUGCCCGGACAAUGACAGCGCGUGAACUUCAUUGAUAACUCGCCUGGCCCCCGAGAUGUGCAGUGAAAGUGAAGUGUACAUGUGAACGAUCGGACGAUAUGGGAUGACAGCAAAUACAGAUUCAUGGAAAAGGUUUGGAGAAGGGUCGGCCUCCAUUCCUCCCGGAAGAAAAGGGAUGGAAGCGGCACUAGCGCGGAAGUGACGGCGGCGCUCCCGGAGGCGGAGUACCAGAAUAUCCAUACGCUGCGAACGGCGGAUCUGAUCAGGCAGAGGCAGGGCGAGGAGAAGUCGACUCUGCGCUCCUCGUACAUUAUCAAGAACGGGGAUAACUUCAUCCUGGUGGAGAGGCGGCGUCGUCGGCGUAGACGGAGCGGUACCCGCGCCUCGUCGGGCAGCCGGCACCAGACACCACCUGUGGAGGAGAACAGAACCGAGCAGAAACGUCGUCCGCCAGCCAAGUUGAAGAUAUUCGGGAUCCAAUGGCCCUUACACUCCAGUGACUCAAGGCACACGUCGAUAACUCGUCGCUUCUGUCGCGGUCGCCGGUCGCGCGACGACAACGAGCUAUACCGCUCCAAUAGCUUCAAGUUCGAGCGAUUCGCGCGCGAGCAGCCGGCCGACGAGUUCAGCACUGGAUCACAGGCGGCACUGUGCGCAGACUACAGUGUUCCCGUGGACUGUGUGUCCGCCGGACCAGCACCCAGACCCAGCUCCUUUCAUGAGAUCUCUGCUCCUAAGGUUGAAUUCAUAGAAGCGUACUGCACACCCCGUGACACAGCGCGUCGGUCGCCCCAGCGGAACCGCCGCUCCCGGGAACCCAGACGAUCACCAGACUCCACCAAAUGGCGAUCAGAUUCCCGUCGUAACUUCGACUUCGACACCAGACGUCCGUACGAGUACGAGUCCAGGAGAUACUUCGGGAGGGAGUACGACGAUUCCAGCCGCAGGCCCGCGUUUGAUGCGGAGUCGGCGAGACGACGAGCAGACUACGAGUCGGCCAGACGGACUGACUUCGACCUAUCCGCUCCCGAAGUCAGACGAAGCCCAGAGAGUGCCCCAGAAGGUUCGGCCGAGUCGCCGCCGGAGCCUGCACCGUCCGCGCCCUUGAGCCACGAGAGGCAGCCGAGACACAGAUCACAACCAUACUACGAAUCAGAAUCAUCAUCGGAGGAUAGAUCGUCCUCAUCCGAGGGCGAGGAGGACGAGUUCGGUGAGUUCGAUCCGUUCGCAACCGCCCCGUCCCUGCACUCACCCGACAGCGGGCGCUCCGACCCGCGCUACGCCAACGCGCCGCGCAGGAACCCCAGCCCCUAUUACUACGGCGACCUGUUCAAGACCGCCCCCCCGCCGCCCGCACCAUCCGCGCCCACCGUGUCCACAUCCUCGUCCCGAGGCCCGCGCUACAGGAAGUCAGCCAGCCUCGACGCCCCCCACGUCGCCCAGCGACCGAACCUGCCCAAACGAUUCUCGGUGGCGGAGGAUGGCUUCCGUGAGCUAGAGAGGUCGUCCUCUUCGUCCGGCGAGAGCGCGUGGAUGCCGCCGAGGCGCCGCGGGCGCGACGCGGCCGGCUGCGUGUGCGCCGCGCCCGAAGAUGUAGAGGAGCAUCGGCCGUCCCGCAGCGUGUUUUACGUGCCGGCGCCCCUGCCGCGCUGGCCCCGAGAGAUGAGCACGCGACAGAUCUACGAGACCGCCUUCGACUGCAAGAUAGCCCGCUCCGACGAUGACCUGGACGACUUCGACCGGGUCAGCAACCACCCGGCCCUCCUGCAGGCCGAGGAGCGGAAAGUGAUCUCGUCCGCCUCGUCCGCCUUCGAGGCGGUCGAGCGCGGCGAACCGGACUACAAAGGUCGCCGGAAGGUGACCAUGAAAACGGACAGCGUGCGCCGCUCCAAAAUACCCACUAUCCGUCAAAAGAGAGAAACGGAAAACAAUGCUUGCGCCCUGUCUGAAGAGCUCGAGAAAGUGCAUAUCGAGGAGGACGAGCGCUCGACGUCGUCGCAGCUGCCCCUGCGCGGGUACACUCCGUCGCCGCCGUCGACGGCGCCCCUCCCGACAAAAUUUCAGCAAAAGGAUGGAUACGCCAUGAACAGUAUAAAGAGUGCCCCGAACUUGCCCCAGACGCAGCCGGCUCAUCCCCGUCUCAAGGACCUAAGGUUACCCGUGAAAUCGUUACGAGCGAGGGAUACGCCGACCAGCAGCGACGCGAGCAUGACGGACGUCAAGGCUUCGGUGUCGACGGAACUCGACGUGGGACAGCGCUUGAGGGAUUCGAGUCGGGAAUCUCGAGAUGGAGACGAUGAGAGGGGACAAUCUAAAGACGGUAUUUUUUUAGAGAUUAAGGGUCGACCCACCUCCGAUUCGGACACACCUGAACUGAAUCGGUACCCGGGGCCCAAGGGGGUCGGCCCUAUAAUGGAGUUCAAAGGCAGGCCUGGCAUUGCGCGUCCGAGAAGAAAGUAUUCCAGCACCGAGAGUAUGGCUACGAGCAGUAGCGGCGGAAGCAUGGAGUCGCUGCGGAGUAGUAACAGCGAGGGCGAUAGGAGUAGCAGUAGUUCCGAAAGUAGGCAUUCUUCUUCUCUAAGUUCGCACAGCUCAGAUUCGGGCAACGUCCCGUUUAUGAAGUCACACCACAUGCAAUUGUCCGGGUUCGGCCACCAUCCAACUAAGUUACAUAUUUUGAGCCCUAUAUCUGACAAGUCCUCGCAGGAACCAGCGUCGGAGACGUCAGACAACAACAAAAACAACAACUCGCAGAAAGUGUCGCCGGAGGACGCGGAAACUGGAAACACGACUAUUCAGACGACCGUCGAAAUACUACCCAAACCUAAGCGACGCGCGUUGCAAAAUAGAAACUUACUGAAUCUUGCUUUUCGACACUCGACACCGGGUGACACUGAGAUUCAAGGAUCCGACAGUGGCAUAUCCAUUCACUCUAGAGAAGGUGUCGAUUCGCGAAAUGCGUUCAUAAAUUUUAAAAACAGUAACACCGAAGAGGAGCGAAAGGACGACGGGGGAGACCUUUCCGAUCUUCCAUUCGAUAUGCCUAAACUGAGAAGACGUCGAGCCGAAGCCGAAGUCGAUUUGAGAUCCUUGCCAUUUGAUAUGCCAAAAUUACGCCGCAAACUGCGCGGACAGUCCCUCCAACUCAACAGCGACUUCGGUGAAGCGAUCUCCAACGCGUCGUCCAGCCAAAGCGUUCAGGAUUUAAAUCAAGGAAAGAAGCACAAACUCACGUUGAAUUUCGACAGUGGCAGCGGUGGCGGCGGUUCUAAGGGCUUACAUCUGAAUUUGGGUCCUAUCGCCCCACCUCGAGAUUUGAUUGACUCCUCUUUGCCACUUGACCGACAAGGGUGGUACCAUGGGACGCUCUCACGCUUGGAGGCGGAGGGUCUGCUGCGGGACGCCAACGAAGGCGCCUUCCUCGUGAGGAACAGUGAAUCCACUAAACACGACUACUCGCUCAGUUUGAAAUCGACUCGUGGCUUCAUGCAUAUGCGUAUCUGUCGUGGCGGCGAGGGCUACACUUUGGGUGGUGCGGCUACCGCCUUCCCUACCGUCCCUGCACUGAUGCGGCAUUACGUCACAGCCCAAAGACUGCCAGUUCGAGGAGCGGAGCACAUGGCACUCUCCACACCUCUUCAGGCAGUUCUACUCUGAAAGAAGAAUCAGAAGGAAACUGGACCGAUUCAAGAACUGUCGGAUUCAAUUCGUAAACUUUUCGAAUCAUUCGGGAAGUUUCCGACCGAUUCGAAAACGGUUGGGAGUGAAUUCGAAAAUUUUUCGAUCCGAGAAGUUUCGAAUGGGUGUAAAUUUUGGAAGGUUUUGAUAUUUAUUCGUAAAGUAAGCGGUUAUGUGUUAUAGCUUAGAUCAGUGAAUGAUACCAAAGAUAGUGUAAGCGUAAGGCUUGACCUGAGGUUCUGAACCUCGCUAGUCCCACGAGUUUUGAUACUGUAUGCUUUUUCUAUAUCACUUAAUGUUAACGAAUUAGUGUUACAGUAUGCUUUAUUCGCUAUUUUAUUUAUAUUUCGCGAUGAUUAUUGGACCAAUUCAGAAUAGGACGGCCGUGGCCUAAAAGACGCCUGUUCGGUCGAGGCGCUUUUCCAGUACGUAUUUAGGUAACUUAUUUAUUUUAAUAUUUAUAGAACCUAGAUUAUUUUAUUUAGACGCAAGUUUGAUAUAGUUUAAGCCGUAACGCCAUCUAUCGAAUGCAAUGGGAAAGCGCCGGUCGUGAAUGCAGAUUAAUAUAUUUUACUCCAUAGUAGUAAGGUUGGUUUUGAUACUGUGUGUAUUUAUUUAUUUUUUCACAACACUUUAUCAUUAGACUUAAUUCAUACACGAGUUAUGGCCGUGCAAUCUUUUCAAUUCAUAAGUAGCAAUAGUAUUAAGAGUUAGUAACUUUUGCACCGCAAUAGGACAGUUUUACAAUGUAAUAGAAUAAGGAGUGUCGGAGGCACAGGAGUAAAAGGCCAAGGCCCAAGACGCGAUUGCGUCUUACAUGAUGUAGCAAUCGUUUCUAGUAAAUAACCCAUAUUUAUGGCACAUUCGCGUAUAAUUAAGAUCAUAGAAAGAUUGCACAUGUUAUGUAAUAUUCACAUUGACUUAUUUAUAUUUUUUGUUACAUUAGACUUAAUUAAGUAGGAUUACGAUGUUUAUGGGCCCCUCGUAUUUAAUAUAGAUUAGAUAUCGACGCUUCAUUUUCACCGAAAGUGAGGUAGCGAUGUGACAUUAUAGUUUUUUCUGUGAUUUAGUUGGAUAAAAGAAAAGCCAAAAAAAUUAGUGUUUAUAGAGCGUUAUGCUUUAUUUGUGAAUAAAUGUCCGGAUUGAUAGCGAAUGUUGAAAAACGUGAUCUCAAAUAUCUUCCUGAGCGAUUCAGUUACCUUAGACUUAAUUUAUAUUAAUUUGUACCUGAUUUUGUAACUAACAACGUUGUUCGAGACUUAAAAUUGUGUUUGGAUGUUUUGUUGAGUGAUUUGAAUUGUAUUUACACUGGAUGUAACGAGCGAAUUUUGAUGUGAAGUAUAUUUAAGGUUACUAAACCACCGCGCAGCAGCUACGCAAGUGUGCAACUAAUUUUAAUAACAAUAAUUAUUUACAUAAUAUUUUACUAGUAUACUGCGUGUGAGCAAAAUGAACAAUUGAACGACUUGGCUACGCGCUAACGCGGCCUCUGCUCAUCCGCUUGUACCGCAUAAGUAACGUAGUUCUAUAAAGGAUUGUAGGUUAAUGUAUGUAUAAUUUUUUGUUGAACAUUUUGAAGUGUCAAAAUUUUUGCAUUAACGACGUAGCGAGGUCGUAUGUUAGGUAGUUAUAGCUUACCCUAGUUAUAAUCAAUUUGAAGGUGUAGUUUGAAAACGAAUGAUAAUAAAAAUGUUUAAAAUUC